This is a messenger RNA of Glycine soja, 2601 nucleotides long. Its product is annotated as ETHYLENE INSENSITIVE 3-like 1 protein. Gene Ontology annotation, cellular component: nucleus. The transcript is spliced from 2 exons. Gene Ontology annotation, molecular function: DNA binding; DNA-binding transcription factor activity. The record is from RefSeq and is a predicted model, not a curated record. The coding region runs from base 452 to 2296 and encodes 614 amino acids. Lineage: Eukaryota; Viridiplantae; Streptophyta; Magnoliopsida; Fabales; Fabaceae.
UUGAAUUACUCCACAUAUUUGGGCUUUUUUAUCUAUGUUUUAAUCCCACCAAUAAUGAAUGACACCCCCACUUCACGUUCACCAAGAGCACACCACCAUGACCAAUAAUAAAAGCAAGAUAAUGCUCAACACUCUGUUCCUUUCCUCACUCACUCUUUCUUCCCACCUUCCUCUCCUUCUUUUCUCUUCUUUCUUCUUCUUCCAUCUCUUUUUUUCUGCUUAAGGUCUACAAAAGUUCUCUUCUUCUUCUCCUCCUAUUGAACUUUGGUCAUCACACGAGAAAACCCACGUCUGGAUCUUCUGGUGUAAAGGCCAUUAGAAGCCUUUUAGAAAUUUUCAAAUUGAGUUGGUGUAUAGUGUUGAAGGGGGUGAAAUUUGGAGCCCAGUUUGUUACUUCAUUUGAAAGGUCAUAGUUUGAACCCUCUUUUUCUGGAGAUUUACCUGGGAAAAGAUGAUGAUGUUUGAAGAUAUGGGAUUCUGUGGCGAUUUGGAUAUGUUAUGUGGUUCUCUUGGGGAUGGGGAUAUUGCUGUGAGACAAACUGAACCGGAUCCUGUAGUUGAGGAUGACUACAGUGAUGAAGAAAUUGAUGUGGAUGAACUCGAGAAGAGGAUGUGGAGGGACAAAAUGCGUCUCAAGCGAUUGAAAGAACAAACCAAGUCCAAGGAAGGGACUGAUGCAGCAAAGCAAAGGCAAUCCCAAGAGCAGGCAAGGAGGAAAAAGAUGUCAAGAGCCCAAGAUGGAAUACUGAAGUACAUGCUGAAGAUGAUGGAGGUUUGCAAGGCACAAGGGUUUGUUUAUGGGAUAAUUCCUGAGAAGGGGAAGCCAGUGACCGGAGCAUCAGAUAAUCUUCGCGAAUGGUGGAAGGAUAAGGUCAGGUUUGAUCGAAAUGGUCCUGCUGCCAUAGCCAAGUAUCAAGCCGAUAAUGCAAUUCCUGGAAAGAAUGAUGGAUGCAAUUCCAUUGGUCCUACACCACACACCUUGCAAGAGUUACAGGACACAACCUUGGGUUCUCUCUUGUCAGCACUUAUGCAGCACUGUGAUCCUCCUCAGAGGAGGUUCCCACUAGAGAAGGGUGUUCCUCCACCAUGGUGGCCAACUGGGAAUGAAGAAUGGUGGCCUCAAAUUGGUCUACCUAAAGAUCAAGGCCCUCCACCUUACAAGAAACCACAUGACUUAAAGAAGGCGUGGAAGGUUGGUGUUCUCACUGCAGUCAUCAAGCAUAUGUCCCCUGAUAUCGCCAAAAUUCGCAAGCUUGUGAGGCAGUCCAAAUGCCUUCAAGACAAAAUGACAGCAAAGGAAAGUGCAACCUGGCUUGCCAUCAUCAACCAAGAGGAAGCCUUGGCUAGAGAGCUUUACCCUGAUUAUUGCCCUCCAUUUUCCUCUGCUGUAGCUAAUGGAUCCAUGGUGAUCAACGAUUGCAGUGAGUAUGAUGUUGAUGGGGCUGAAGAAGAGCCGAACUUCGAUGUUGAGGACCGGAAGCCCGACCAUCUUCAUCCAUCAAACCUUGGGAUGGAGAGAAUGAUGGGAAGGAUGCCAAUUCAGCAACCUUCUCAUCCCAUGAAGGGAGAUGUUGUCACAAACCUAGAUUUCAUCCGGAAGAGGAAGAUUUCUAGUGACUUCAACAUGAUGAUGGAUCAGAAAAUCUACACAUGCGAGCAUCCCCAAUGCCCUUACAGCGAAGUUCGCCUUGGUUUCCAUGAUAGGUCUGCUAGGGACAAUCAUCAAUUGAAUUGUGCAUAUAGAAACAGUUCUGCAGAUUAUGGUGGUGGUCCCAAUUUCCAUGCUACUGAGGUUAAGCCAGUCAUAUUCCCCCAGUCCUUUGUUCAACCCAACACUACAGCUCAGUCUGCAAGUUUGGUUGCACCUUCAUUUGAUCUAACUGGUCUUGGAGUUCCUGAGGAUGGCCAGAAAAUGAUUAGUGACCUUAUGACAAUCUAUGAUACAAAUGUUGUAGGAAACAAAAACCUAAGCUCCACCAACUGUGUUACUGCUGAAAAUCAUAACCUUUCUCAGGCCAGCUUACAACGACAGGACAGUUUUUUCCCUGGUCAAGGAAUGGUGUUGGAAGGGAACUUGUUUGCACGAGAGGAAGGUCAAUUUGACCGGUUCAAGGCCACCAUGAACAUGAACAUGAACAUGAACACUCCUUUUGAUACCAACCACAACAACAAUAAUAUCCAUUUGAUGUUUAAUUCCCCUUGUGAUUUGUCAUCCUUUGAUUUCAAGGAGGAUAUACAAGGAGUAGGAAUGGAUUCUCUUCAAAAACAGCAAGAGGUUUCAAUUUGGUACCAGUGAAAAUGCGAAGAGGGAAACUCGUGUAUCACGGACUUUUAUUGUGUCAUUAAAGAGGGUCAUGUGAAAGUCCCUUGACUCAAAAAGCAGUUAAUGCAUUUUUCUUCCCAUGUAAUAGUUUAGGUCUUAGAUAUUUUAUGCUUUGGGAGGUCUGGUCUGGUCUGGUGGCAUUAUAUUAUGGGUUAAUAAAUCAUGGGUGUUCCCAUAAUGUAACCCUUUUUAUGUGUCUCUUUAUGUGUUAGCCCUAUGUUACUUAUAUCAUAUGUACGACUGUGAUAUAAAUAAAAGAUUUUUAUUCUCUUAUAAAA